Molecule: messenger RNA, 2420 nt
Organism: Ceratitis capitata (Mediterranean fruit fly)
Lineage: Eukaryota; Metazoa; Arthropoda; Insecta; Diptera; Tephritidae
Gene: BCL7-like
Product: B-cell CLL/lymphoma 7 protein family member B
Exons: 3
Coding region: 425-823 (132 amino acids)
Source: RefSeq, a predicted model, not a curated record
ACACUCGCUGAAUUUAUUGAUUUUUUGUUUUGUUUUAAGUACCAUGCAGAGAGAUUUAAUGUUAUUCCGAUUGCAAGACAAGAUUAUUAAAAAUGCGUGGAUCUUGGAGCAUCUAGGAAGCAUUCUAUAAUUCACCUUAAGCUUUUAUCCAUUAAAAAAUCCUUGCUUUAUGCAAAUAAUGUUAAUCGCAGUGGUUGUGACUUCGCAAGCUCCUAUGUUCUCAUUCAAUGUCUUAUCUCUGUACUCGUCUUAAUGUCACAGUCAGCUGUCAUAUAGUUGUAUUCGGCAUUUAGCGGCCAUUUUCGACGAAUCUUCGUUUUCUGUUUACAUCGUUCAACUUUGAGCAGCAAAAUUCGAAUAACUUUUCGAUUUAAUUACCAAAAAUUUAAUAAAUUAGCUUAUAUCCUGUAUAAAAUAGUUGAAAAUGUCACGUAGUGUUAGAGCAGAAACUCGUAGCCGAGCAAAAGAUGAUAUCAAACGUGUUAUGAAUGCAGUAGAAAAAGUGAGACAUUGGGAAAAGAAAUGGGUUACAAUUGGUGACACUACUAUGAAGAUCUAUAAAUGGGUGCCUAUAUCGAAUUCAGAAAAGAAGAAAGUGAGCAGUGUUAACAAAAGUGAUAAGGAGAAUUCACAAAAAGGCACGCCAACACCACCGCAAAUCACGCCCUACACCGGUCUAACUGCUGAAGAUUCGAACACCUGUUUUUCCAUGGUCAGCGAUUCACAAGGUGCCACUGAAUUUGUCUCUAGUAUGCCUUUUUCUGAGGACUCCAACUCUCAAGGUAGCGAAGGACCAGUGAAACGACUAAAGACUAGUGAUUAAUCUCCUACCGCUAUAUAACUAAAUGCACUUGUAUUCGCAACAGCUGCUAUUCACAAUCAGUCAGACUCGAAAAUCAAGCAAUUUUCAUGUAUAAGAAAACAAUGGGUGUGACAAAAAAAAAGAGUUGAAAUGGAAAAAACUUAGUUCAAAAAAUUUUAUUCUCUCAUUGCAAUUGUUUAGCAUUAUGGAAUACUAAAUAUUAUUUAGUGAAACUACACACCACUGCAUAUAAAUACAUACUCAGUACUAUUAGCCUGAGUUAUUGCUGCUAACUAACUACUUUUAAGCAAUUUAUUAUAUUAAAUAAUUCUAAUUUACUUGCAAAUAUGAAACGUGCGCGUAGCUUAGUCAUUAUUAUUUUAGUGUUAAGUGAAAUCCUGCUCCGAUAUUGUAAUUUAUAUAGAAAUGCUCUAACUCCGUUCGAAUAGUGUGGAGAAAGAGUGUGGGUGCGUGUGUAUGCGCGAGUGUGCGUACGUACUCGGAUAAUACGUAGAAACGUAUUAAUUAGUGUUGAUUACAAUGAAGACAUAUUUUCAAUGUAUGUAUUAUUUAAUUCUUGCUUUGUAAUUUUUUUUUUCUUAGUUAAUGUUAGUGCAAGCUCUGACACUUGCAUUAAAAAAAUCCGAAUUAUUAAAUAAAUAACAAUAUAAAAAAUAAAUAAAUGAAAAAUAUACAAAUAUAUAAAUAUCACGCUAUAACGAUGAUCGUGCACAUUGUAUGGUCAACGUCUUGAGGCUGUCUGAAGGCACGUACGUAACUUAAAAACCUACAAAUUUCAUGUCUCUGUCAGUUGAAGAAUAUUCAAUAUUAAUUUAUUAAAGUUUGUAUUAAAGAUUACAUUUUUUGCUCUAAGAAAAAUUGUUGUUGUUUUUAUUUUGUGAUCUAGAGUGGGCGAAAUAGUGAGUAGUCUUUAAUGGUGUAAGUAUAAUAGACAGCGCUGUGGGAUAAUUCGACAUGUGGCUGAGGGCUGGUAGGUGUUCUCCAAUUCUUGUCUUAUCUGUUAGAAGUGGGUAAUGAUUGCAUGGAAAUAUUGUGCGAAAAAUAAGUUUUUUACCAGUUUUAUCCCAAAAGCACUUUGGGGUAUACUUUUGCCAUUACAACAACAACAGCAAAAAAAAUUUUUUUAAUAUUUUUUUAUUCAAUACAAUACUUUCGCACUUUAUUUUAGUAAACAUUUUGAACUGCUCCUCUUGUAUAAUCGAAUAGUAGCUAACACAAAGGUUAUAUUUUUGAUUUCAAUUUAUAUAAUAUAGAAAUAUUAAAUGCUAUUUAAGCUACCACUUGAAAAUGAAACUCCCUACAAUUUAUUGUAUCAAUUAAAAUUUGGCCAAUUUACAAUACAUUUACGUAUAAUUUUAUGUCUUCCAAUUAUUUUGUAUUCAAACUUUAGCUACAACAAUGUAAAAAUUAACAAUUUCUAUAAAUCAAUACAUUUUUUAUGCACCGUCUUCUGUACUUUUAAUUAGUAUAUUUUUUUAAAUUUUUUUAGAUUUUUACGUUUCAAUAUUAUUUGUAUAUUUUUAGCAAAUUUUUUUUUUCCUGCCUUUAAUUUAGUCUAAGCCCUUACUAAUUAUUUACUUUACAUAUAAAAAUUGAA